Messenger RNA from Pocillopora meandrina, 934 nucleotides. The record is from the annotation of a GenBank genome assembly. NCBI's taxonomy places the organism in Eukaryota, Metazoa, Cnidaria, Anthozoa, Scleractinia, Pocilloporidae.
UCACAUGUUCUCUCAGCUCCAAAAGGACACUACGUGGAACUGAACUUUACCAUGCGCAGCUCCUCGUGGGCUCCACGACCGUGUCUGCAGGACUACUAUCUUGAGAUCCGUGACGGCAAUAAUCAGUUAGCCAACGUUCUUGGUGUAUUCUGUGGAGAUCACAAGGCUGCUGUAGUGCGAUCCAGUGGACGAUACUUGCGGUUAAGAUUUUUCCCUUAUCGCAGAUAUAAUCUUAAUGCAUACUACAAGGGAAGAUCCUCCAAUCAAACAGGCACGAUCUUUCUUGUUAACUUUCUAUUAAAGCAUGUAGUUAAAAUAAUUAAAUUCAAUUGGAACUUCAUGAUAUAACAAUUUAUAUUCAGGAAAUAUAUCGUUGGCCUACCUUACUAUUUAACAGUAUUUAACAGUAUUUAACAGUAUUUAUUCCCUUAUUAAGUAGCUUUUUAUCUGAUAUACAAAGAGACAGACGAACAGCCACAUAUAGAGAAAGAGAGAGACAGACAAAGAGAGACACCGAAAGAAGUUCUCCGUGACUUUGGAGUAAAAUAUGAUUGUCCAUACACAAUGUAUUUGCUUUAUAUAUUAUGCCUGUGGUUUGCUUGUCCUGUAUGAUACAGACUAUUCAUCUAGCAUUUGCUUGCCUUAAUACAUUUUUUAUUAUCAUUAUCAUUAUUUUUUGUUUUAUGUAGUGACACCUACCAUGACCCAAGUACCCAAGACACAGACUGUAAUUUUGAACAGAACCUCCAACCUGUGGUGCCCGGUGGAAGGUGCGCCAGCUCCAUACAUUGUAUGGAGAAAAAAUGGUGUUGUUGUUCAAAAUAGUACCAGCGUAAGAUAUCAGCUUGUAGCUGCAGAGGAGAAUGUGAAUUACAGCUGUGAGGUACGAAGAGAUAAUAACGUAUCAAGGAGCGAAAUUAGCCUCAACAUUGAC